GAAUGUUUUUUUUUUUUUUUUUUUUUUGCAGCCGGUUGUGUGUACAUCGCGGAAGAAGAAAGCAGCACAUGAGUCGUUUAGCAGCAUCAGGCUGAAGGCAGCUGUGUGUUUGUGUGUUUCUGCAGCCGCCACGGAGCAUGCAGCAGCGUUUCGUCCUCAGUUUUCUUUAGCCAGCUGACUAACAUCGUGUCUCCAUACACAUCAUCACAGAAUUUAGUUUUCUGUGUUUUUUUGUGACUCUGCAGAGCUGCCGCAGUGACGAAUGAGGGCGUCGUCAUGACCCUGAGGAGAGUAAACGUGAUCAUUCUUGUGCUGCUGGCUGUGGCCUUCUUGAUCAUCGUUCAACGCAAUCUCCUGAACCUCAAUGACUUUUUGCAGAGAGAAAAUCCAGAUGCAGUGCCAGGUGUGAUUCUUCCCUUUGAGUCUGAGCUGUCUCCAAACCUCAGACUGGAGUCGGUGAGGACGGGGGAGGAGAUCCCUGUCCUCAUUACUGCUGCUGAGGAGAGACUUGGUGCCGCGGUGGCCGCUAUGAACAGCAUCUACAAGAACAGUAAAGCCAAUGUCGUGUUCAGCAUAGUGACCCUGAACAACACAGUGGAUCAUCUAAAAGUGUGGCUGAGCAAGACGGCACUAAACAACAUUAAAUAUAAGAUAAUUGUUUUCAACCCUGAGACCCUUGAAGGAAAGAUAUCCAAAGAUCCCGAGAGGCUUGAGACCGUCAAACCGUUGACAUUUGCCCGGUUCUAUUUGCCUGUGUACAUACCUGAGGCAGAGAAAGCCAUCUAUCUGGAUGAUGACGUCAUUGUACAAGGGGAUAUCAAAGAGCUGUAUGACACCAGCCUCAAACCAGGACAUGCAGCUGCCUUCUCAGAUGACUGUGAUUCAGCAUCUGCUAAAGGGUUCGUUCGAGGAGCUGGAAACCAGAAUAACUACAUAGGCUUCCUGGACUUCAAGAAGGAGGCGAUCAUGAAGCUGGGGAUGAGGGCCAACACGUGCUCCUUCAACCCUGGAGUGAUGCUUGCCAACCUGACUGAGUGGAAGAACCAGAACAUCACCAGGCAGCUGGAGCACUGGAUGGAGCUUAAUGCACAAGAGGAUCUGUACAGUAAGACACUGGCAGACAGUAUCACUACCCCGCCUCUCCUCAUCGUCUUUUACAAACAUCACUCCGUCAUCGACCCCAUGUGGCACGUCAGGCACCUCGGCAAUACCGGCGCUGGGAACCGCUACUCCUCCCAGUUUGUGAAAGCUGCCAAGCUGCUCCACUGGAACGGACAUUAUAAACCUUGGGGAAGAGCGUCCUCCUUCUCUGAGGUGUGGGAUAAGUGGUACAUUCCAGACCCCACGGGGAAGUUUCAUCCUGUGCGAAGACACAGAGGAGACUGAAGAUGGCUCUCAUGAACUGUGGAUCAUCAGCCAGCCCUGUUCCAGCAGGACCAAGCCUUUUGACUUCUCAGGAACAAACAGUACGAUGCAACAUCAUUUCACUCACCAAACCUCUAUCUGAUCUCUGCCAUCCUUCAGACCUAUAGACCUGUGUGCCCUCAAAAUGCCUUGAACAUAUAGAGAUAAUCUUUCGCCAGCACCUACCCUACACGUCUUAUCGUUGCUGUUUCUAUCCUUGAUAUGGUGCUGUGGAAAAGUGUUUCUAUCCAUCUUUGGUACAGAACUUAAAUGCCCUUGAGAUUGCUAUGGUCUGUGCUUCUCUUUUGAUAUUUUGAUAUAUGCAAACUGUUGAGAGCAGCUUGUUUUAUAUUGUGUAUUUUUGCAUCUAAAGAUUGUGUCCUUUUGCUCAGUAGAAAUCAGAGAAUCACACAGUAUGGAUAGAUUCCUUGACAGUGUCGUAAGACCACCUCAUACUUGAGCCAGCUUAUGUGACAAUUCUCUCAAGAGGUGAUCAGUGGGAAGUUCAUUAAUUAUGUUUACGAGAAGCUUAAUUAUUGUCAGUUUACUUGUAUCACCAAAUCAGAGGAUUCCACAAAAGUACCUCAACCAUGACAGAGUAACUCAGUUGGUCCCAACCUCACUGAAUUUUUAACCGGUUCAAAUAAUUCAAUUUCCAUCUAAUAAUCAGUCUAAGAUUAUUAUGCAAUUUGCCAUGUAACUGCUUUGUCAUUACCCCACUUAAGUAUUUUUGUGAGUGUUUAAUUUUUCAUAUAUGAAACACUAAAUUUAUAGCCACAAGGGGAUUCUCACCAGUAUCAAGUACAGCUUUGACUGCUGCAGUCAGGUUUAUGCAGUUACACCCUGCAUGCAACUGUGACCCAUCUUGGCUUGAAUGGCCCCAGCUAACGAUAAUAUACCAAACAUAAAAAUCCAAAUGAACAUGAAUACAACACUAUUUAACCCAUCAAGCUUGACAGUGGAUGUUUUGAGUCAGGAUUUUUGCUGUGGUUUUUAAACUUUAUAUGCAAACCACUAACCAAAUCACACCUCUUGAAUGCGUGAAGAACCUAAUUUAAAGUUUGAUCAAAAUUCUCGUGCUUUAUCCCUUCACUGUAUUCAGUUUUAUACUUGCUAAAACAUUCACCUUGCAGGUGUAAAUAUGUCAUCCUUUUGUAAAGCAGAUGAAAUAAAAAUACAUUUGUGACUUCCA
This is a messenger RNA of Myripristis murdjan (pinecone soldierfish), 2596 nucleotides long. RefSeq names its product glycosyltransferase 8 domain containing 1 (gene glt8d1). NCBI's taxonomy places the organism in Eukaryota, Metazoa, Chordata, Actinopteri, Holocentriformes, Holocentridae. Gene Ontology annotation, molecular function: glycosyltransferase activity. The transcript is spliced from 9 exons. The record is from RefSeq and is a predicted model, not a curated record. Gene Ontology annotation, cellular component: Golgi apparatus. Bases 277 to 1386 code for a protein of 369 amino acids.